CGAAAACAAUCGUUAGGUCCAAAUCAUGUUGAUGUUGCUGUUUCUUUAAACAAUCUUGGUUUGGUGUUUGAAAAAACUGGAAACUACGACAAAGCUAUAGAGUUUCUCGAAAAAGCUCUAGAAAUUGGAAAACAAUCGUUAGGUCCAAAUCAUGUCGCUGUUGCUCAGUCUUUAAGCACUCUUGGUUUGGUGUUUGAAAAAACUGGAAACUACGACAAAGCUAUAGAAUUUUACGAAAAAGCUCUGGAAAUUCAAAAACAAUCGUUAGAAAUCACAAGUGGUGAUGAUGCUGAUGCUAAAGAUGUCGGAAAUUCUCCUGGUGUUGAAAAUACAAAACAAGAAAUCACAAGUGGUGAUGAUGCUAAUGCUAAAGAUGACGGAAAUUCUCCUGGUGUUGAAAUUACAAAACAAGAACUCACAAGUGGUGAUGAUGCUAAUGCUAAAGAUGUCGGGAAUUCUACUGGUGUUGAAAAUACAAAACAAGAAAUCACAAGUGGUGAUGAUGCUGAUGCUAAAGAUGUCGGAAAUUCUCCUGGUGUUGAAAAUACAAAACAAGAUACAAAGAAGACGUCCUGUAAAGUGGAAAAACUUGUCACUUCUGGUGGUGGCAAUUUAAUGAUGGAGGAUGUUAUCUUUGAAAUUGGUCCUGGCUGUUUAGAAGACAGUACAAUGAUUAAGUUGGUCAAGGUUAACAAUCCAAGCUACAUCAAAAGUUUGCUGGACUUGGAACUUCUUCAAAGUAGCAUAUGUCAUCUGCAAUGUCUUCCUAACGGCCUACGUUUCUUAAAACCUGCUCAAUUGCAAAUUAACAUCAAUGGGAAGAGAGGAUUCUCAGAAACAGCUUUGGAAAAGAUUGUUGCUCUUUAUGGAUCCUAUUCGAAUGAUAAGCAAAAAAUAGAAUGGCAACAGGUGGAAGACAUUGAUUUGAUUGAAUCGAGGAUUUUGUUAAACAUUACAAAGUUUUCUUGGUACAGCUUCAUCGAAGCUUUUCGUUCACUUAUUCCUCGUAUUUUAUGUCAUCUCAACCAUUUUUUUCCAUCUUAUGCCUAUGUAUUCCAUCGAAGAUCAUCAGAAAUGGGAACAUUAGAUAUUAAAGUUGUCUUUGUGACCUCUUUCGUGCGUGAAAAGUUAGGAGAUUCUCCAAUGAUAAAAUUGGCCAAAGAUUGGGAAGACUUCCACGUAAAUAAUAACAAUGAAGAUAUCAACUAUAUCAACACUGAUCGAAAUCAUGAAAUACAGCUUACUUUUCAGGAAGAGGAGCUUGAUUCAUACACUUUUAAAAUAGAUAUUUCAAAGCUUGAUAACGAUGGUUUUGUUGUUCAUCACUUUAAAAGAAUUCAAGUAAAUUUUCCUGCUAAAGGAUAUUUGGAGGUGAAAGAAAGUGGAAACAGAAAUUCGAAGUGGAAGCUGAAUGUCGACGAAGAAAACUCACAGGGAGCCGUGAUAAAUAAAGAAUUUGUGUUGCAAGAGUGGAAAUACAUUGAUGAGUCAACGAAACAUAGAGAAUUGUUUUUAAAAUUGAUUCAUUAUGGACGCAAUUCCAGUGUUGAGGUUAAAGUGGUGGGCAAUGUACGAGUAAUUUUCUCAGAAGAGUUUUGCAUUGGCAAGGGAAGUGAUGGAACACGUGUUUAUCUUGGACUGGGUAAGGAUGGUUACGGUAAAGCAGUGAAACAAAUACGUCGAGAUAGCUACAUCCAGCUUGCGCUGCACGAAAAGAAAAUUUUGAAUGAAUUCAACGCAAGAAAGUCGAAAUAUGUUGUGAAUUAUUCUUUCCUAGAGGAAGAGACUGGAACAGAAUAUGUAUAUUUGAUAUUAGACUUAUGUGAAGAAUCAUUGGAGAGUUUUGUCAAGUCUUCUACUUUACAUGAUCUUCAAAAAGCUGUUCCCGAAAUUCUCAGACAAAUUUUACAAGGUUUAGUUGAUCUUCAUAGCGGCCCAAAUCCUAUUCUUCAUCGUGAUUUAAAGCCCACCAAUGUUCUUCGAGAUUCACAAGACAACUUUCUGAUAGCUGACUUUGGCAUUAGUCGAAUAUUGGAUAACGAUUCUACGACACAUGAAAGCAAGCCUAACAUGGGAACUGAGUAUUGGAUUGCUCCUGAAUCAUAUUGUGAAGAAAAAGAUACAGUCGAUAAAGGACGGUACAAGAAAGAGUCUGAUGUAAUGAAUGCAGGAAUGGUAACUUAUUAUAUUGCAACAAAAGGAAAACACCCGUUUGGAACUAAACGGCAUAGGUUGGACAAUAUGUUAAAUGGAAACCCUGUUGGCUUGGACGAAAUCAAGGAUGAAACACUGAAAGACCUUUUGUUGUGGAUGUUAAACCGAGAACCCGAAGACAGGCCAUCAGCCAAUGAGGCGUUAACACAUCCAUUUCUUAUGUCGGAUGACGAGAAAUUUGACUUAUUAUGUAAAGUUGGAAAUCUUCAGCAGAUUAAGACAAAUGAUCCCCAAUCAAUUGUUGUUCAACAAUUGAAUAGUGAGCCCUCAGACUGGAAAAGUAAAAUAGACAGUGAUGUUUAUGAUUAUUGUAGAACGGACGUGGUGACUGCAAAGACUUUUACAUAUGACUCUUCAUGGACAGAAUGUUUAAGACUUAUUCGAAAUAUUAACCAACAUUGGCACGAUCGACCACGGCCAAGACCUCAACCAGAACCAUUUUAUAAGAUUGGUAAUCACAAGGCGUAUAUUCUCAAAAAAUUCCCUAAUCUCCCUGUUCGAGUGCAUGCUACUGUGAGGUCCAAUGAAGAAUUGAAAAACAAUCCAGAUCUCAAGAACUUUUUCAAUUUCAGUGAAAGAAACCACAUUAAAAAUAAACAGUUUUUAAACAGUAAAAACAGUUUGUGAAAAGGCAAGUGAACAUAAAAGAUACAGUGUAAAAUAGAAUUUACUAAGAUUGAAAAAGACAAAUAAAUUUUUUACGUAUAUGAUUA
Molecule: messenger RNA, 2927 nt
Organism: Xenia sp. Carnegie-2017
Lineage: Eukaryota; Metazoa; Cnidaria; Anthozoa; Malacalcyonacea; Xeniidae
Product: serine/threonine-protein kinase/endoribonuclease IRE1-like
Exons: 8
Coding region: 616-2841 (741 amino acids)
Biological process (GO): intrinsic apoptotic signaling pathway in response to endoplasmic reticulum stress; IRE1-mediated unfolded protein response; mRNA processing
Cellular component (GO): IRE1-TRAF2-ASK1 complex
Molecular function (GO): RNA endonuclease activity; protein serine/threonine kinase activity; ATP binding
Source: RefSeq, a predicted model, not a curated record